AUGAAUAAGGAAGUGUGCAAAAGGUUCCAGAAUGUAAGGGACUUGCUUUCCGAUGAAUUGACCAGUAGUGGAAGCUAUAAUUUUAAAGAUGGUGAACUUUUAAAUAAUUAUUGUGAUAGUAAUCAAUGUCAAAGUGAGUUCGAUAGAAUAAGUGCUGGAUGUUUAUAUUUGUUGUAUCAAUUCUAUAAUGAUGAUGGUAUGUUCCCCUCUCCUAAAAAUAGUAACCCCUAUAUUGUUGAUUACAUUCUGAUAUGGUUAAGUUAUAUGUUAAACCUGUACAAAACUAAUGAAUACGACAGUAUAAAGAAUUUUUAUAAUGAUUACAUAAAGAAUGGUCAUAAUUAUAACAAGGAAACAAAUGAGUUAAUUGGUUAUUUGAAUUAUAAGGGUCUUAUAGAUGCAAGAAAUAAUUUGUUGUAUAUGGAUAGUAAUAUUGUAUCUGAAUUUUAUGAAGCAUUUAAAUUAUUAUGUAACAUGUAUAAUGAACUUGAUGAUGAAAAAAUAAAAUGCAAGAAAUAUUUGGAAGAUAAUAAUGAAUUUGAUAAAAAAUAUAAAGAACUUAACCAAAAUACUAGUAUUACUAAAAAUGAUUCAUAUAAUAAACUAUUGUCCACUUUAUUAAUUGAUUAUAAUGAUUUUAAAAAAGUAUGUAACGAUACUUCAUCCUCCACAUCGAAAGAAACAGAACACACUCCUGGAAAAACUCUUGGACAAGAUUAUGGACUAUAUUCUGGACAAGAAUCUGGACAAGAAUCUGGACAUGAAUCUGAACUAUAUUCUGGAUUAGAAUCUGGACCGAAUUUUGAAUCGAUUUCUGAAGCUACAUCAUCAAGUUCGUCGAUAACAAGCAAAUUAAUUCCAGUUUUAUUGAUACUUGGUGCAAUACCAAUUUUUUUGGGAAUUGCUUAUAAGUAUUCAUUAUUUGGAUUUCGGAAAAGAGUUCAAAAACAUUUAAGAGAAAAGCUAAAAAAAUAA
Molecule: messenger RNA, 975 nt
Organism: Plasmodium yoelii
Lineage: Eukaryota; Apicomplexa; Aconoidasida; Haemosporida; Plasmodiidae
Exons: 3
Coding region: 1-975 (324 amino acids)
Source: RefSeq, a predicted model, not a curated record